AUGGCCAGACUUGAGAGAUGGCUGAGGGGAUCGGAAGGCCCAGCAGCGUCGGUUCGGUCUGGUUCCGUCCUGGAGAGGAAUUCUAGGGGAGAGACUGAUUGCACCGACAGUUCACUCCCAGAGGAACGGUUGAGCCAAGGAGGUGUUGCAUUGGUCUCUGACAUGUGUCCAGACCCUGGGAUUCCAGAAAAUGGUAGAAGAGCGGGUUCUGACUUCAGGGUUGGUGCAAAUGUGCAGUUCUCCUGUGAGGACAAUUAUGUACUUCAAGGAUCUAAGAGCAUUACCUGCCAGAGAGUUACAGAGACCCUCGCCGCCUGGAGUGACCACCGACCCAUCUGCCGAGCUAGGACGUGUGGAUCAAAUCUGCGUGGACCCAGUGGCAUCAUCACCUCCCCUAACUACCCAGUUCAGUAUGAAGACAACGCACACUGCGUGUGGGUGAUCACCACCACAGACCCUGACAAGGUCAUCAAGCUUGCAUUUGAAGAGUUUGAACUGGAGAGAGGGUAUGACACCCUGACAGUCGGCGACGCUGGGAAAGUGGGAGACACCAGAUCCGUCUUGUAUGUUCUCACAGGGUCCAGCGUCCCUGACCUCAUUGUGAGUAUGAGCAACCAGAUGUGGCUACAUCUGCAGUCUGACGACAGUAUCGGCUCACCUGGUUUCAAGGCUAUUUACCAAGAAAUUGAGAAGGGAGGGUGUGGGGAUCCCGGAAUCCCAGCCUACGGGAAGCGGACAGGCAGCAGUUUUCUCCAUGGAGAUACACUCACUUUCGAGUGCCCGGCGGCCUUUGAGUUGGUGGGCGAGAGAGUGAUCACCUGUCAGCAGAACAAUCAGUGGUCUGGCAACAAGCCCAGCUGUGUGUUUUCAUGCUUCUUCAACUUUACGGCAUCAUCUGGAAUUAUUCUCUCACCAAAUUAUCCGGAGGAAUAUGGUAACAACAUGAACUGUGUUUGGUUAAUUAUCUCUGAGCCAGGAAGUAGAAUUCAUCUCAUCUUUAAUGAUUUUGACGUGGAGCCUCAAUUUGACUUCCUUGCAGUCAAAGAUGAUGGGAUUUCUGAUAUAACUGUACUUGGUACUUUUUCUGGUAACGAAGUGCCUUCCCAGCUGGCCAGUAGUGGACACAUAGUUCGCCUGGAAUUUCAAUCGGAUCACUCCACCACUGGCAGAGGGUUCAACAUCACUUACACCACAUUUGGUCAGAAUGAAUGCCAUGACCCCGGGAUUCCUAUAAAUGGACGGCGCUUUGGCGACAGGUUUCUGCUUGGAAGCUCAGUUUCUUUCCACUGUGAUGAUGGCUUUGUCAAGACCCAGGGCUCUGAGUCCAUCACCUGCAUUCUGCAGGAUGGGAAUGUGGUCUGGAGCUCCACCGUGCCCCGCUGUGAAGCCCCAUGCGGUGGACAUCUGACAGCUUCCAGUGGAGUCAUUUUGCCUCCUGGAUGGCCAGGAUAUUAUAAAGAUUCUUUAAAUUGUGAAUGGGUAAUUGAAGCAAAACCCGGCCACUCUAUCAAAAUAACUUUUGAUAGAUUUCAGACAGAAGUCAACUAUGACACCCUGGAGGUCAGAGACGGGCCAGCCAGUUCGUCCCCACUGAUCGGAGAGUACCAUGGCACGCAGGCGCCACAAUUCCUCAUCAGCACUGGGAACUUUAUGCACCUGCUUUUCACCACAGACAACAGCCGCUCCAGCAUCGGCUUCCUCAUCCAUUAUGAAAGUGUGACCCUGGAGUCAGACUCUUGCCUUGACCCAGGCAUCCCUGUGAAUGGUCAUCGCCAUGGCAGUAAUUUUGGCAUCAGGUCUACGGUGACGUUCAGUUGUGAUCCAGGUUACACAUUAAGUGAUGAUGAGCCCCUUGUCUGUGAGAGAAACCACCAGUGGAACCAUGCGUUGCCUAGCUGUGAUGCAUUAUGUGGAGGCUAUAUUCAUGGGAAGAGUGGAACAGUGCUUUCUCCUGGAUUCCCAGAUUUUUAUCCAAACUCUCUAAACUGUACCUGGACCAUUGAAGUGUCUCAUGGAAAGGGAGUUCAGAUGGUCUUUCACACUUUUCACCUGGAGAGUUCCCAUGACUAUUUACUGAUCACAGAGGAUGGAAGUUUUUCUGAGCCAGUGGCCAGGCUUACUGGGUCGGUAUUGCCUCACACUAUUAAGGCAGGUUUGUUUGGGAACUUCACUGCUCAGCUUCGGUUUAUAUCAGACUUUUCCAUUUCCUAUGAAGGCUUCAAUAUUACAUUUUCAGAAUAUGACCUGGAGCCGUGUGACGACCCUGGAGUCCCUGCCUUCAGCAGAAGAAUUGGUUUCCACUUCGGUGUGGGAGACUCUCUGACAUUCUCCUGCUUCCCAGGAUACCGUCUGGAAGGUGCAACGAAGCUUACGUGCCUGGGUGGGGGCCGCCGUGUGUGGAGUGCACCUCUGCCAAGGUGUGUGGCUGAAUGUGGAGCAAGAGUCAAAGGAAAUGAAGGAACAUUACUGUCUCCAAAUUUUCCAUCAAAUUAUGAUAAUAACCAUGAGUGUAUCUAUAAAAUAGAAACAGAAGCUGGCAAGGGAAUUCAUCUCAGAGCAAGAAACUUUCAGCUGUUUGAAGGAGAUACUCUAAAGGUAUAUGAUGGAAAAGACAGUUCCUCGCGUCCACUGGGAGCUUUCACCAAAAAUGAGCUGAUGGGUCUUAUCCUAAACAGCACGUCCAAUCACCUGUGGCUGGAAUUCAACACCAAUGGCUCUGACACUGACCAGGGUUUUCAACUCACCUAUACUAGUUUUGAUUUAGUCAAAUGUGAAGAUCCAGGCAUCCCUAACUAUGGCUAUAGGAUCCGUGAUGAAGGCCACUUUACUGACACCGUAGUCCUGUACAGUUGUAACCCAGGCUAUGCCAUGCAUGGCAGCAACACCCUGACAUGUCUGAGUGGAGACAGGAGGGUAUGGGACAAGCCACUGCCUUCCUGCAUAGCGGAAUGUGGUGGUCGGAUCCACGCUGCCACCUCUGGACGAAUAUUGUCCCCCGGUUACCCAGCACCUUAUGACAACAACCUCCACUGCACUUGGAUUAUAGAGGCAGACCCAGGAAAGACCAUCAGCCUUCACUUCAUUGUUUUUGACACGGAAAUGGCUCACGACAUCCUCAAGGUCUGGGAUGGGCCAGUGGACAGCAACAUCCUGCUGAAGGAGUGGAGCGGCUCUGCCCUUCCCGAGGACAUCCACAGCACCUUCAACUCGCUCACCCUGCAGUUCGACAGUGACUUCUUUAUCAGCAAGUCUGGCUUUUCCAUCCAGUUCUCAACAUCAAUUGCAUCCACCUGCAAUGAUCCAGGCAUGCCUCAAAAUGGCACCCGCUAUGGAGACAGUCGAGAGGCUGGAGACACAGUCAACUUCCAGUGUGACCCUGGAUAUCAGCUCCAAGGGCAAGCCAAAAUCACCUGUGUGCAGCUAAAUAACCGGUUCUUUUGGCAGCCAGACCCCCCAACAUGCAUAGCUGCUUGUGGAGGGAAUCUGACGGGCCCAGCAGGUGUCAUUUUAUCACCCAACUACCCACAGCCAUAUCCUCCUGGGAAAGAAUGUGACUGGAGAAUAAAAGUGAACCCAGACUUUGUCAUUGCCUUGAUAUUCAAAAGUUUUAACAUGGAACCCAGCUAUGAUUUCCUACACAUCUACGAAGGGGAGGAUUCCAACAGCCCUCUUGUUGGAAGUUUCCAGGGCUCCCAAGCCCCAGAAAGAAUUGAGAGCAGUGGAAAUAGUCUCUUUCUGGCAUUUCGGAGCGAUGCAUCUGUGGGCCUUUCGGGGUUUGCCAUUGAAUUUAAAGAGAAACCACGGGAAGCUUGUUUUGACCCUGGAAAUAUAAUGAAUGGGACAAGAAUCGGAACUGACUUCAAACUUGGCUCAAUCGUCACUUAUCAGUGUGACUCUGGCUACAAAAUUGUGGACCCUUCCUCCAUUACAUGUGUGAUCGGGGCCGACGGGAAGCCUUCCUGGGACCAGGCACUGCCCUCCUGCAGCGCUCCCUGUGGAGGCCAGUACACGGGAUCAGAAGGGGUAGUUUUAUCACCAAACUACCCUCAUAACUACACAGCUGGCCAAAUAUGCCUCUAUUCUAUAACUGUACCAAAGGAAUUUGUGGUGUUUGGACAGUUUGCCUAUUUCCAGACAGCUCUGAAUGAUCUGGCAGAGCUAUUUGAUGGGACCCACGCACAGGCCAGACUCCUCAGCUCGCUCUCUGGGUCUCAUUCAGGUGAAACUUUGCCUUUGGCUACAUCAAAUCAGAUUCUGCUCCGAUUCAGUGCCAAGAGUGGGGCGUCUGCCAGGGGUUUCCACUUUGUGUACCAAGCUGUUCCUCGCACCAGCGACACUCAGUGCAGCUCUGUCCCGGAGCCCAGAUACGGAAGGAGAAUUGGUUCUGAGUUUUCUGCGGGCUCGAUCGUGCGAUUUGAGUGCAACCCGGGGUACCUGCUGCAGGGAUCCACGGCGUUGCGCUGCCAGUCAGUGCCCAACGCUUUAGCUCAGUGGAAUGACACAAUUCCCAGCUGUGUGGUCCCCUGCAGUGGCAAUUUCACUCAGCGGAGAGGUACAAUUCUGUCCCCUGGCUACCCUGAGCCAUAUGGAAACAACUUAAACUGUAUAUGGAAGAUCAUAGUUACAGAAGGAUCAGGAAUUCAGAUCCAGGUGAUCAGCUUUGCCACGGAGCAGAACUGGGACUCCUUGGAGAUCUAUGACGGCGGGGACGUGACCGCGCCUCGACUGGGAAGCUUCUCAG
Molecule: messenger RNA, 4741 nt
Organism: Carlito syrichta (Philippine tarsier)
Lineage: Eukaryota; Metazoa; Chordata; Mammalia; Primates; Tarsiidae
Product: CUB and sushi domain-containing protein 1-like
Exons: 30
Source: RefSeq, a predicted model, not a curated record